Molecule: messenger RNA, 6298 nt
Organism: Clarias gariepinus (North African catfish)
Lineage: Eukaryota; Metazoa; Chordata; Actinopteri; Siluriformes; Clariidae
Gene: slc20a2
Product: solute carrier family 20 member 2
Exons: 11
Coding region: 575-2554 (659 amino acids)
Biological process (GO): phosphate ion transmembrane transport
Cellular component (GO): membrane
Molecular function (GO): phosphate transmembrane transporter activity
Source: RefSeq, a predicted model, not a curated record
GGAUUAAAAAAAAAGAAAUCAGAACAUUUUGGCUAAACUGCCCAUGAAUUAAACAAGCAUGGUGUAAAUGCUGUAAAGCUAUGAAUGAGCAGCUGAUUUAGCAGAGUAGAGGACCAAUCCAUGGAUUAGAAGCAUAGAAGAAACGAUGUUGAAAUGAACGCACAGGAUGGAAAAAGGGCCAAGGAAAGAAUUGCUCAAGCUAAAAUGUGGACAAGUAUGAACAAAAUGUUCUUAGCUGAAGAGAUUUGAGGGGUUUGAGAACCGAUGCCAAGCUUCCUAUUGCUGCUUGUAAGCUGAGAAUUUCUGGUCGACGGGACACGAAGAGAACCAAACAAUGGAAUGCCCUCUCCUGCCUGCAUUGCUCACAGCUUCAGAGACUUCAGAGGUUAAACGGCUUAGUUAGCAGUGUACCUCUCCCCCUAGAACGAACGCAGCCAGGGGAAGAAGAGCGUCAAAAACAAAAGAAGGAGAUUUUCCUUUUUUUCCUUUUAAAACAAAGCACCAUACUUUGUUUAAUUUAGCGUUCCAGGGCUGUUGGAUUUUAGUUUAAUCAGGUUUCUAAACAGACACCAUAAUGGAUUUAUCGCCGUAUCUGUGGAUGGUUGUGAUUGGCUUCAUCAUCGCCUUUAUCCUAGCUUUUUCAGUGGGAGCCAACGAUGUAGCAAACUCAUUUGGCACAGCGGUGGGCUCGGGGGUGGUCACGUUGCGCCAAGCCUGUAUCCUCGCCUCUAUUUUCGAAACGCUGGGCUCCAUGCUCCUUGGUGCCAAAGUGGGUGAGACCAUUCGGAAAGGGAUUAUAGAUGUCGGGUUGUACAAUGAAACCGUACCCAUACUGAUGGCAGGCGAGGUCAGCGCCAUGGUCGGGUCUGCGGUUUGGCAGCUCAUUGCCUCAUUCCUCAAGUUGCCCAUUUCUGGAACCCAUUGUAUAGUGGGGUCUACGAUCGGCUUCUCUAUGGUAGCUAUUGGCACCAAAGGAGUACAGUGGAUGCAGCUGGUCAAAAUCGUUGCCUCAUGGUUCAUCUCACCUCUGCUCUCGGGACUCAUGUCUGGUCUACUCUUCUAUGUCAUCAGAUUUUUCAUUCUCAGUAAAGAUGAUCCUGUUCCGAAUGGCCUCCGUGCUCUCCCCCUCUUCUAUGCCGCGACUAUCGGCAUCAACGCGUUCUCCAUCAUGUUCACGGGAGCUCCCUUGUUAGGCCUGGAGAUGCUCCCAGUAUGGGCCAUUGCCCUCAUCACCCUGGCCGGCUCUCUGGUGUGUGCUGCUCUUGUCUGGAUCCUUGUUUGUCCCUGGAUGAGAAGGAAAAUAGCCAGUCAGCUGAAAAAAGAACAUGUUCUUUCGCACAUCUCUGAUGAGAGUCUAGAUAAAAUCCCUGAGGAGGAAGAGGAGGCUCCGGUGUUUAAAGAACUUCCUGGGGCAAAGGGUAAUGAUGACUCUGAACUGCCCUUGACUGGGGAAUCGACUGGAGAGCUUAAUAGCCUGGCCAAUGGUGGAACUGUCCUUCCUAAUGGUCGGGUGUAUGGUCGCACUCACUCCAUGACAAACGGCUGUCUGAAGUCGCCAGUGUCCAAUGGAAGCUUUGCCUUCGAUGGCCACGUCCGGAGCGAUGGCCAGGUAUACCACACCGUGCACAAGGACUCUGGUCUCUACAAGGACCUGCUACACAAGAUCCACGUGGGCCGGCUGGAGGAAGAGCGUCCCGACGUCAGCCACAGGGUCUUGCGUCGAAACAACAGCUACACGUGUUACACAGCAGCCAUCUGCGGCAUGUCUGUACAGCCCCUACUGCGCACAGAGUCCAAUGCUGCAGCCCCACAUGAGGACAGUGAGAAGCUGGUGGGCGAAAGCGUCACCUAUUCUAAGAAGCGCGUCCGUUAUGAUAGUUACUCCAGCUACUGCAACGCAGUAGCCGAGGCCGAAAUCGAGGCGGAGGAAGGGGGCGUGGACGUGAACUUGGGAUCUGAAAAGCUUGAGUCAUUGCAAGGUGCAGAGGAAGUGAUCGAGGACUGCCCUGAUGAGGACAAAGAAGAGAAGGACAAGCCCCAGGUUUUUCUGCUUUUCCACUUCCUGCAGAUCCUCACUGCCUGCUUUGGGUCAUUUGCACAUGGUGGCAAUGAUGUCAGUAAUGCCAUCGGCCCGCUGGUUGCACUGUGGAUGAUCUACGACCAGGGUGGGGUCAUGCAGGAUGCAGCCACUCCUGUCUGGCUCCUGUUGUAUGGUGGGGUUGGUAUCUGUGCUGGCUUAUGGGUGUGGGGACGCCGUGUAAUCCAGACCAUGGGCAAGGACCUCACGCCUAUCACACCUUCCAGUGGAUUCACUAUUGAACUGGCUUCAGCGGUCACUGUUGUGCUGGCGUCCAAUAUUGGACUCCCUAUCAGUACUACGCACUGCAAGGUGGGUUCAGUGGUAGCUGUUGGAUGGCUGCGCUCGCGGAAGGCAGUAGACUGGCGUCUCUUCCGUAACAUUUUCCUGGCUUGGUUCGUCACGGUUCCUGUAGCAGGCCUGUUCAGCGCCGCUGUCAUGGCCCUGUUCGUGUACGGCAUCCUGCCUUUCGUAUGAGGGUGAGGACCAGAGAUGGAGAAUUUAAAGUAAGGUGAUUGGGAAGGUGAUAAUGAUUUUUAAGACCAGGUGAUGGUAAGAUGAAAUGGGACAGAUUUGAAAAAGAUUUAAUAGUGGAUGGCCAUAUAAAGGGUGCUCAGAAAGUUGCCUAGGAUGCAUCUAGAAUCUUUUGAUUAACUGUCCUUUGUUAUCUGUACAAAUGUAUCUUCUUUUUUUUUUUUCCGUUUUAGCUGUUGUAAUGUUAUUGAACACUGUCAGUCUCAUGUUCCAUCCCUAAAACAAUGAAGCAGUAACAAGCACGCACACAAUAAAAAGUUUCUAAUACGAAAUCAUGUGAACAUACCAACAGAAUUUGCUAAAGGUUAAGGGUGUGACUAAUUGAGCAAAUGCUUAGAUCAACACAUAUCAACUUUAUAAACAAACACACAGACAUGUUCGUGCAUGCCUAAUUCACUACACACUGUACUGACACGUGACAAAAAAAGUGUUUCAUACAGCGUCCUAUAGCACAGCUUGGAUCGGCAUAAUUUUAAAAGCACAAAGCUUCAUUGACCUUCAAUAAACGGCUAAUAUGAGGCUUAAUCUGAAAUCUACACUGUAUAAUUCUAACAGAUAUAGUAUACUAUGUCCAUUCAAAUGAAAACAAAACAGUGAUGUAAACUGUUGAACAUUGGAGGCCAUAGAAGGUCUACUCUGCAAUAACUGCUGUAUCUCUUGGAACUUUGACUUGGGGUCCCUAAAAUUAGCUAAAUGUAAAUGUCUAUUAUACCUCAAAUAGCUACCAUUUCAAUAAACGCUAGAAUAUAAUAAUGAGGAGGUAAAGCAUUAUAAAUCUCUGGUGAUGGGUUAAAAAAAAAAAGUUAUCCUAUUUAUGCAGGUUAUUUUUCAUAAAAUAUAUAGUAUUUUAAAGAAUAUUAAGUAAACGACAAAACACUAUCUUGCUUUUAACAGUGUGUGCUAACAUAUCUUCUGUAAAUAUUUUCUGCAAAAGAUUUUAGAUAAGCUCUGUUUAGUUUCUAGACAGCAAUGUGGAGAUUAAGCUUGACAGAGAGGUCAUGAAAAAAAAUUUAUGCAUCAUGGACAUCAAAUCAAGUGAGUGGCUGAAAUGCCAAAACACCGUUCAUUAUUUUUCAUGAUUUUAGAUAGAAGAUUGUAGUCCAGCCCAAUUAUUUUAAUAUUGGAUUCUAAAUUUGAGCCAAGGUUUAAUUCCUGUACAGGAGUUUGUAAAAGGCUAAUAAUCACAACAUUUAUAGGAGGAAAAACAAAAUAAUGUAUAUAUAAAAAAAUACAUUUAGGCACUUUAGAUAUUUGAAAAGAUAGAUGUACAGUACUGUGCAAAAGUCUUGGGCAGUUUUUUUUUUUUUUUGGCAGCAGUCAAAGUUCUCAGACGAACUGUGUGUGGCUCUGCAGGAGCCCCAGUUAAACUUGGUAUAAGUUCCUUAUAGAACUGCACUAAUUGUACUCACUGACUAAAGUGUUGUCAUGCCAAAUACUGUAUUUGUUUUAUUAACUGCUGUUUACUGGUAUUAAUAAUGUUUUUUUCCCUUUUGUUUCCUUUAAAUAUGUUCUUGCUUUAUAGCAUUUCACUGCAUGUGCCUAAGACUUUUGCCCAGUACCAGAUGACGACUUGUUAAGGUUCUUGCACUGAUGUGAUUUCUAUUGGAAAAAGUUUUUGGCCCUAUGCACCAAGACAUCUAAGCAAUACAGCAGGUGCCUCAAUCAUUCUUUUAAACAAUUCACCAAAGAUGAACACAGAUUUCAUAUAUUCCCAGUUAUACUUAAACAUUCAACCAUUAUCUUUUUAGUCUCUUUCAUGUUUUGAAAAGCCAAACACAGUAUCUGUAUAGAAUAUUUAUAUAGAAUGGGACAUGCCCUGCAAGUAGAACCCAACUAAAAUGCCAAGAUGUGCAGAUAUAGCCAAAAUCUCCUUUAAUAGUACAGUACAGUGCAUUGUACCAGCACAUACUUAAAUGUGCGCGCACACACACACAUACAUACACGCACACACAAACAUGCACACAAACACCAGCAUUUGUGCAUACAGUUUGAGAAAGACAGUGUUUUUGUAAUCCAGUAUAGGUAAACAUGGCCACUGGUGAGACACAAUAUGAUGUUUCUCAUCGACUGUAGUGUACUGUACUCAACUUAUUCCACAACCUGUUUCAAAUCAGGCCAUAAAAGGUCAGUGUAAAAAAAAAAAAAAGUUACUAGUUGCUCAUUUACAAAAUAUGAUGGUCAUAUGCGUUUGGUGCUGGUUUCAAAAGAAAAAGAAAAAAACAACACUUUAAUGCUCUGCCUACAAAACAUGGCAAAACAUGAACCAAUGCAAAGUGUUAACUUUAUUUUCUUGUGAGUGUAUUAUACUUUGUUGUUUUUGUUUUUCUCUCUCAUCAUGAACAAAUCUAUGCUUCAGUGCCCAUUUGCCUUGUAAUAUUGUGCUUUAAUGUUUGUCGAAUACAGUAACUUCAGUACUGUGGUGUUUACAUUAUCACACAUAGGUAGAAAUAACUGUUGCCUAAAAAUGACAAAACUAUUUACUACACAGAUAUGUAUAAGAUAUACAGGAAAAGUGUGAGGUGUCUCCUGUUGUUUUGUGUUUUAGUUUGUUGCAGUGUGAGUUAUGAUCAUGUGUUACUUUUACACUGCUACGUAUACAUAGUUUAAAAUGAAUAAAACUGUAAAGAUAGGUGUGAUUUAAAAAAAAUUAUUAGAUAUAUAAAUAUCAUUCAGACUAUAUUUUUCUACAUACGAGUUUUACCUUGAGUGCUGAAUUUUGGAGUGAGAGAGAGAGAGAGAGAGAGCAAGCGAGCUAGGCUAAAAAUGAGUCCUAGUACAAAUUUGUUAUAUUGAAGAGAAAUCGAUCUACAUACCGUAUAUACUAAUAAAGUGCUCUCGAUUAAUGCAAUAUAUAACAGUAUCAUUCAGGUAAGGGUUAAAUAUCAUUUAAAAUAGUCUUGGAGAUUCCACAUAUCAAUUAUCGUUGGAAUUCUAUCCCUUGUUUAUAAGCGUAGUGGCUUAUUCUUCAAAUACAGCAAUUUUACAGAUUAUUUUUGGGAUGUUCUAUGACAGAAGUACUGACAUUGGUUAUGGCAGUUUUUGACUAAUUUCACUUUAAAGCAGCAGAUGUAAUUUUCAGCCCCCACCCUCUUUGUUGCUUAAACAAACAUUAGGUGUGAGCAGUGAAACCUCAUGUGACCGGUGUUUCUUUGGGACUGCAGUAGCACGUGUGACCACAGGAUGGUAGCAUUUAACUGUUGUAAACAGCCUCCAUUUAGGCCGAGUGUUUCAUAAAGCUCUAAAAUUACUUAGCCAUUAUCUAAACCUAACAUGAUCCAACAUAAUAUCAACUUGGUGUACAGUAUCGUAAUUAGGGGAAUUGAAAAAUGUGCAAAGUAAUUAUGCAGUUAAUGCAUAGAUCAAAGUUUUGCCUGGUAUCAUAUCAGCAUUCUCCUAAAUGGGGUUGCACUAAUUAUUAUAAUAAAAAAAAAAAAAAAUAGUCUUCUCAUUUACAAUGAAAACCUAGAGCGACUGUAGCCUGCUCCCCUGCUGAUGCCUGCUACAUGUUUUCCCUGUGCCGCCAUGCUCUACACUGUCUGGUACCCCCUUAAAACAGGGCCAUAGACCUAAAUGCUACCCUUAUCUGCAUAUGUACUGUAUUACUGUUUGUUUCGUUUUGGAAUUUUUGUGAGUUGUCUGCAUUUUGAACUAAUUAAAUUAUGGGAAUUAAAAUGACAAAGAAUAACA